AUGUCGGCGAGGAAACCAAAACCAGCGCCCACCGACCUUUUUCGGCGUCCAGAUGGCCAACCGUAUGAUUUUUGGAUACAAGAUGAUCUUGAGUCAUCUUUGCGACAAUCUAUCGUCGAAUUAGUGAAGAACCAUGGCGGGCGUGUCACAAAGUUUGGAGAGUUCCCUGAAUACGGAUUUCUCCUCAUCGAUCCGACUCAAACACAUCCUCUUUAUGCGAUCAAAUCCACCUUUCACAAACCUGUCGACAUCCCUAUGCGUUUUCGACGAAACAACGCUGCAGUCGCUACUCCUCUCCGACAUGUUCUCAGUUACUCAUUUGUUCAAGAUGCGGUCACGCGUGGUCAUUGGAACCACCGCGACCUUCGGCGUUGGGGGUGGCCACUGACGCUUCCCCCCAUCAUCAAAGGGUCAGAGGCUGCAAAUAUUGCCCAAUAUACGAGAGAGAUUCGACAAGGAAUAGAUGAUCGACUCGAGAGAGGGUGGAUAUGGGCAACCGGUCGUACCUUUGACCGAUUUGACCCACUGGACAAAUUUCCAAAGGAGUUUGAGGAGCUGGAAGAACGACUCAAGGCAGAUGCUCCAAAAGAUAUUGUUCGAAUUCGCAAUCGUGAACGUGGUGAAAUUCUUGCUCGACUUAAACACGAGCAGCAAGUCGGCUUCUUUCUACACGAGUCUAUCCCUCGGGAGAGACAAAAUGAGCUUGUCAAUAUCAUAAUGCGAAACGGUGGACGGACGUGCCACGAUCAAGGCAACGCAGACAUCCUCCUAAUCGACUGUACGGUCAGCGAUAUGCAAAAAGAGGAACGCCUUCGUGACUUGGCCAACGACCUACAUCGUACUAAACAAGCCGGGAAAGCCUAUUCCCCACUCAUCCAUGCUGGAUGGAUCGAUGCCUGCAUCAAGGCAGGUGAUUGGAGAGCAGUAGGUAUUCAAGAAUACGAUAUGAUGGGAGGCUAUAUUCGAGCCAAACGUCAGAAUCGUUUCGGUACGACGGAUAGUGCGACAGACAGAGCCUCUUCUGUCGGAGGUGCGAAUGAAUCAACAUGGAGGAUGGACAGAUCCAGUCGACUGCAGAGAAUCCCUGAGGAUACAAACACCAGCGACCGAACUCUUGCUGGCAGACCGAAGCGAAAGCGACCUGAGGAGGAUGAGGCUGAAGGAGAUGUCGCAAAAAAACAAAAGAUUCACGAAUGGUCAACAAGGGUGCCUGGAUCGUUUAAUAAAGGGAGCCCAAUUCCUCCAGCGGAACCUGGGGAUGCCUCUACAAUAAAGGCAAAGCGGAUCCUUACUGGGGUUUCUGUGCCUAGUUUCGCAUCUUCCCCUCUCAAGCAUCAACAACCCGCAUCACUCCUCACCUAUCACCAGAAUCCAGAUCAAAGGAAAGCUCCAGUGACAGAGUCCUCUCCCGGGACGGCCAGCGAAGCAAACCGUUCAUCAAUUGCCGAAAAGGAGAAUGUCGAGAAACCCACAGAGAGGGCGCCGCGUGUCAGCGCAGCGAGUGGUAUCACAAUCGCUACGAACGAUACUGGAACAGCCUCAAAGGUCCUCAAUACUACCAUUGAGACGACUACAACAAUGUCAAAGAGCGCUCGAUCCGUAGGACCAGCCCCUCCACCAAACGCAAAGCAAAUCCCGCGCCCAUCUACCUCGACAGCCAUCUCAAAUUUCUCUGGCGCAAGCCGAGGUGUAGUCGAUGAACACCCAGUACACGCCACCGAAUCUCAACCCGCCGACGUCGAAUCCGACGACGCCGCUGCUGAGGAGAUUUUGGACCUUUUUGAUCCGCUCGCGGUAAAUCAGCCAGUCAUUGUAUCGGAGACUAGCCUUCCAGCAUAUGACAAAGACAAGCCUUUCGUGCUUAUGAAGGUCACGCAGUUUGAGAAGGAUCUCGUCCUGUACCUGCGGGGCCUCCAUGAGUAUGACGCGGAAGAGGAACUCGAGCACCUCACUCGACUGGUAGAAGGCUGGCCGGCGAUUGCGAAGGAAAAGGAGGAAGAACGUCGAGCGAUACGAAGACGGAAGGGCAAGGGAAGAGUUAGCUUCCAUUCAUCGGUGACGACCAAGGACAUCUCACCUGUGGCAACCACUCAAGGCGAAAUCGAAUCUGAACGCGCAAGGGAGCCCGAAGAAGUGGACGAGCUCAUAGAUGAGGAGGAGGAGGAACCGCCAUUGCAGGUAGUACCCAAACGCGCUGCACUACGACUCAAUCACUCGAGCGUGACACCAGAGUCUCACCGGUCAACCGAGACCGAGGAUGAAGAGUUUCAACCAAGUACCCAGGACGAUGAAGAGAAUGUGGGUACAGGAGGAGGCGAGCGUGAAGAUGGUCAAGAACGUGCCUCCAGUCGCACUCCCAGGGCACCGGUCCCGGCAUCCACACGGGUUACACGUAGCCACGCCACCGUUGCCUCCAUUGAUAUGCUUCCCGAGGCAUCACCUGCAGCUUUCAAAACUCACCCACCCGAACCGAUCCCGGAGUCUACGCAGCAGACGGCUCCUAUGGGUAACGCUUCUAAUCAAAACACCGAGGGUGCGAACAACGAUCAGAACGGAGAUCGAGACGAAGGAGACGAAUUGGAAGAAGAAGUGGAAAGCACUGCACCGCUCCCUGAGUUACCUACACGGAGACUUAGAGCAACACAGAAACGUAGCGCGAGCAUUGCGUCGGAUAGAGCCUCUGUCAACGAACAGUUCAAGCCAAGGAGAGGUCGGAGUGCCAGCGUAGCACCUGCGACGCCUGUCGGGUCUCAGACGAGGCGCAAGGGUGGCCAGGUGGCCAAAGUCAAUGUUGCAAAGCGAGGGAGACGGAAGUAA
Serendipita indica DSM 11827 is the source of this 2817-nucleotide messenger RNA. The record is from the annotation of a GenBank genome assembly. NCBI's taxonomy places the organism in Eukaryota, Fungi, Basidiomycota, Agaricomycetes, Sebacinales, Serendipitaceae.